UCUCGUGCUGCACAGCACUGCUGACUCCUCCCGUGCAGUGCAACAGACUCCUCCCGUGCUCCCCGUCCCAGAGCUCCCAAUCCAGACCAGUCCAGCCGAGAGGCGCGCGCACACCAUGCUCGCCUCUGUAAAUCCGCAGUGCUUAACGGACGGGUAGCAUCCUCAGCUCGCGCGCGAGGAGGCGGAGUGCAUGGCGACAAAACACCUAAAAUGAGGCGCAGCGCGAGCGGAAUUAGAGGAUGACAGCAGCCAAGACGUCGCCCGCGCGAGGCACGGCAUCAGGAGGAGGAUCCGGAGGAGGAGGAGCGGGAGGAGGAUCCGGAGGAGGCGGAGGAGGAGGAGAAGCGUCCCGGGACGGAGGCAGCGCGAGGAGGGGCGCGCGCUCGCCGGCCGGCGCGCAGUGCAUGCAGCCCCAGCCCGGCUGCUCGGACUUCUCCCCGGGCAUCCUCGACUCGGUCGCCACCGUGGGGACGGGGACGUUUGGACGAGUGGUUCUGGUCCAGGACCGGAGAUCUAAGGGCUUUUUUGCGCUGAAGUCGAUGAGGAUUGUGGAUCUGAUCCGGCUGAAGCAGCAGCAGCACGUCCACAACGAGAAGGAGGUUCUGAUGGAGGUCAAUCAUCCCUUCAUCGUCAAGCUGUACUGGACGUGGCACGAUGAGCGCUGUCUCUUCAUGCUGCUGGAGUUUGUGCCGGGCGGAGAGCUUUUCACGUACCUGAGGAGUCGUGGGAAGUUCGGAAACGACACGUCCAUGUUCUUCUCCGCUGAGAUCAUCUGCGCUCUGGAGUACCUUCACUCCAAAGACAUCGUCUACAGGGACCUGAAGCCGGAGAACAUCCUGCUGGACCGGGAGGGACAUGUCAAGCUCACCGACUUCGGCUUUGCUAAGAAGGUCAUCGACAGGACAUGCACAUUGUGUGGAACUCCAGAGUACCUGGCUCCUGAGAUCAUCCAGGGCAAAGGGCACGGGCUGGCGGUGGACUGGUGGGCUUUAGGAGUGCUCAUCUUCGAGAUGCUGUCUGGGUAUCCACCGUUUUUCGAUGAUAACCCCUUUGGUAUCUACCAGAAGGUUCUCGCUGCCAAGCUGAACUUUCCUCGCCAUCUGGAUUUCUACGUAAAAGACCUCAUCAAGAAGCUGCUCGUCGUCGACAAAACAAAGCGACUCGGAAACCUGAGGGGUGGAGCCGAUGAUGUGAAGAAGCACAGAUGGUUCAGAUCUGUAGAUUGGGACGUUGUGCCUCAAAGAAGACUCAAGCCGUCCAUUGUUCCCAAAGUUUCGCACGAAGGAGAUUCCUCGAACUUUGACACGUAUCCAGACGAGAAGCGGAAAAAGGAGCCGGCUGUGUCUCCGAAGGACGUGGAAAUUUUUAAGAACUUUUGAAUAUGAAUAUCUAUCAGCGUUUCUUCAAUAUUUAUUUAGCAUCUUUUCACUCGCCCUGGUCUUGUUCUAUGUUGUCGUCUGUUAGUCUUGUAUCGUAGCAUAAUCUAUGCACUGGUCAACUCUUUGUGUUAUGCAAGUGCACAUGACCUUUACUGUAAGCCGCCGCCCCCUCCAUCUGACCACGCCUCUCUCCGUCCUCUGGGAAUGAUUAUGCAACUUCUACUUCUACGAGCUAUGCAGUUUUUUGGUUUGACUUGACGGUAAGUUUCAACAUUCGUCCGAUCGUGACUGUACCUCUGAACCUGUACGCGUAUGUGUAUGAUGAUGAUGAUGAUGAUGAUGAUGCAAAUGAGUUCUUCGUCCUUUGUUUGUUCUGACGUCUCUAUGACAUGCUUGGUUAUGUAAUAAAGGCAGUAUAUGCCAUUUUACAAAAGA
Molecule: messenger RNA, 1814 nt
Organism: Astyanax mexicanus (Mexican tetra)
Lineage: Eukaryota; Metazoa; Chordata; Actinopteri; Characiformes; Acestrorhamphidae
Product: cAMP-dependent protein kinase catalytic subunit PRKX
Exons: 8
Coding region: 240-1379 (379 amino acids)
Biological process (GO): protein phosphorylation
Molecular function (GO): ATP binding; protein serine/threonine kinase activity
Source: RefSeq, a predicted model, not a curated record